Molecule: messenger RNA, 582 nt
Organism: Leptosia nina
Lineage: Eukaryota; Metazoa; Arthropoda; Insecta; Lepidoptera; Pieridae
Source: the annotation of a GenBank genome assembly
AUGGCUUCGACCCCCGAAACAAAACUAGCGGACAAUGAAGUUCCCCAAUCGAGUUUUUUCAGUGAACUAUUUAGCCCGGUAAACUUGAUCUUAACUGUUAUUAUCGUCGUGUUAGUGUACAAAAUAUUAAGGAGUAAGUUUGGUAAGUCUUCUGUUGAGCCGCCUGCGCCGGAGCUGCCGAAAAUUAGGAAGGACAUGACGGUAGCCGAACUUCGGCAGUAUGACGGCACGCAGCCUGACGGUCGUGUUCUGGUGGCUGUAAAUGGGUGGAUUUUUGAUGCGACGCGAGGGCGCCGCUUCUAUGGUCCCGGAGGUCCAUAUGCAGUAUUUGGUGGCAAAGAUGCAUCACGGGGCCUAGCCACCUUCUCAGUUACAUCCUCAGAUAAGGAGUACGAUGACUUAAGUGAUCUCAACUCUAUGGAAAUGGAGUCAGUUAAAGAAUGGGAGGCACAGUUCAGAGAAAAAUACGACCUGGUUGGCAGACUAUUGAAACCAGGAGAGGAACCAACGAACUACUCGGACGAAGAGACAGAGGAAACGGAGCCAUCCACUAACAACCCAGAAGAGAAGAAAGAGCAGUAG